ACACAGCUGCAUCUAAACACACUCCACACCUUACAACAUCCUCCCACCACAGGCCAUUCAGGCAAUUUCAGAGGGUUCUAAACUGACGCUUGGUCUCUUAUAUAAUAAUUCUAAUUAGAAAACAUUUUUCUCCUCUGAUCAGAUCUACCACAACUAACCCAAAGUAGGGUUUUUCAUUGUUUAAAACAAGAGAUCCUGUGGAUGAGGCUCAGUUCUGCAAAAGCCACCUGCAUUUCACCAGGGAAGCCUCUGGAACAGCGCGAGAAGGGCUGCACCCAGCAGGUCAAGCAUUCCGAGGGCACUCCCAGCUGCAGAAUCCACCACAGUGACCAAGAUUCAGGAGACAAAUGACCCAUAAAACCCCAGCAAGCCUUUCCAGAAGUCAAUGAACAGAGGGCCUAGAAUAGCCAAAACGAUUUCAAGAAAUGAGAACAAUCAGAGGACUGACUACCCAACUCCAAAGCUCAUCCAGGCUUCACUGCAAAGUGGCAGUGACGUGGGCAUGGGCACACUGCCAGCCCCGCAGCCCGGGGAGUCCGGCUCAGCCACACGCAUGCCGUCCGCAGAUGUCCACAGGUGCAGAGGCAAGCCAGAGAGAAAGGACUGCCUCUUCCACAAGUGGAGCUGGAGCAACUGGUGAUCCCUGUGCAAAUUAAAAUGCACUUUGGUCUAUACUGCACACUAUAUACAAAACUAACUCAAAAUAGAGGACAGUCCUAAUUAUGAAACUAAAACAAACUUCUAGAAGAACACCAAAAGAAGAUCUCUGUGACCUGGGGUUAGGUGAAGAUUUCUUAGAAAUGGCAACAAAACAUGGCCUAUAGUGGAAAAAAUGGAUGAACUGGACUUCAUCAAAACGUUCGAAACUCUGCUCUCAGAAGAUACCCUUAAGACAAUGAGAAGACAAGCCACAGAGUAGGAGACAUGCCUGAGAAAGGACUUGUCUCUGAGAUACACAAAGGAAUCUUAAAACUCAGCAGUGAGAAAAAAAUUCCAUGUGAAAAGACGGGCAGAAUAUUUGAAGCAGCAAUAUUCAGAGAAAACUGCAUGCAGGCAAGCACACGGAGAGGCGGCUGCCAUGGCGCCCUCAGGGAAGUGCCCACAAACACACGGAGAGGCGGCCGCCUUGGUGCCAUCAGGGACGUGCAACAGACAAGCACACGGAGAGGCGGCCGCGUGGGCGCCCCCAGGGAAGUGCCGACAAGUACAGGGAGAGGCGGCUGCCGUGGUGUCCCCAGGGAAGUGCGGACAGACACAUGGAGAGGCGCGGAUGGCGCCCCCAGGGAAGUGCUGACAAGUACACGGAGAGGGGCUGCCAUGGCCCCUCAGGGAAGUGCCGACAAACACACAGAGAGGCGGCUGCGUGGGCGCCCUCAGGGAAGCGCGGACAGACACACGGAGAGGCGGCCGCCAUGGCGUCCUCAUGGAAGUGCGGACAGACAAGCACACGGGGAGGCGGCUGCCAUGGCGCCCUCAGGGAAGUGCCCACAGACAAGCACACGGAGAGGAAGCAGCAUUGCUGCCGUCAGAGAAGUGCCGAUAGACAAACACAUGGAGAGGCGCCGCCAUGGCGCCCUCAGGGAAGUGCGGACAAGUACACGGAGAGGCGGCCGUGAUGGCGCCCUCAGGGAAGUGCGGACAGACAAGCACAGGGAGAGGUGGUCGCCAUGGCACCCUCAGGGAAGUGCGGAGGGAAACCACAGCGAGACCCUGCGCACCCUCCAGGGAGCACAGACAAUCAAAUAACGAACUGCCAGCACCUCGAGCUGAGCAGCCGCCGGGUGGGGGGCGUCCUCAUCCACAGCCGGCGGAGCAGCAUGGCAGAGCCACUGUGGACAGCUUCUGUCACAGCCAAAGAAGGCCCAGCAGUCACGUUCCUGGGUCCUUGCUCAAGAGAAAUGAAAACGGAGGCUCACACAUAAAUGCAAAUGUUUACCACUGUUCUGCUCGUCAUCAAACCCCAAACAAUCCAAUGCCCUUCAGUGGUUAGACCACAGUGCUGUGAUGCGUGCGCACGUGGACGGCACCCCACCCCUGAGAACAAGCCCAGGAUAGGCACCCCACGCGGUGGGUGCCGAGUGGCCAGGCUUGGAGCCAGACAUGCAGGUGCCGCUGGGUGGUUCCCAAACCCCAAGGCGGAUGCUGUGUUUAAACAGCACCUGAGGGUUCCCACACACUUUUCAGGCGUGUCCUGAAGACACAACAGACACCAUCAGGAACCACACUGUGCCAGAGGAGAAGAAAUCCCACUCAGAAACACACCGAGCGCUCGGGGUCCCACAGCUCAGACCCCCACGCCUCAUGGGGUCCCAGGGAGGUGAGCGGAGGCCUCACGCUGUGGCCGGAGCGGGCUCUGGGGAGACAGAGCCCCAGGGCGGGGCCUGGACUGCUGAGGACAGCCAGGCAGGGCACAUUCCAGAACCGCAUGUCAUAGGGUGCUGCUGUUCAGCGGCAUCCCCCAGGGGGCGCUGGUGAGCCCGGCGAGCCGGAGAGGCCGUGAGCCACUCCAUGGCUUGGGGGUGCACAGUGUUGGGGGCAGGUUUAGCCCCUUGACGCGCUCAGCCUGGACACCCGCACCAUUCCCUGUGGUGCUGGAGGAGCCAGGCCACCCCAGGCAGCCCAGCAGUGCCUGGAACUGACAGUGCCCAUUGGGCCCUGUGGGGGUGUUGACUCUCUAGGGCCCUUGGGGCCUCUCUGUCAGUCCCGGACCAUCAAAGGCGCUCUCUCUUCUAUUCACACCCUGCCCAAGCUGACAUGCGGAUGCCAGGCCUGACUGCCAGCUUGGUGACCAGUGCUGGGGCACGCAGCCCUUUCUGACUGCCUCGGAGCCAGGCACCACCAGCAUGAGUCACUCGGCGGGGAGGGGGAUGGCUGAGGGGGCUCCCCCAUCAGAGGCGACAUUCAGAUCGGGACACCUGCUUUGCCUGUGCCCCGAGUGUCUUGGGGAAAGGGCGCCUGGGUCUCUGCUCCAUGCUGGUGGGGAGCUCUCCCCAGGAAACCCAGGUGCCCCUGCCUGGGGCAGUCCUAAGAGUUCUAGAACAGUGGUGCCUGCGUCUUCCCCAGAGACACUUAGUCUGGUUGCCUGGCUCUCCCGACACAGAGUGGGCCUGUUCUCCAGAUACCAGGGUGCUGGAGGAGCCUCCGAGUGCAGAGCUCGGCAUCUUCAUUGCCCAUGUGCUCCCCAGCCCCGCGCCCUGCCCGGAAGCCGACCCAGCCGGGCGCUGCCACUGCUCACACACGAUGCCCUGUGGGGCCUGGACUUAUUUCCCAAGCUCUGAGUCCCCUGGCCUCUUGGCCUGGCUCCGUCUCUCAGGGGACACUGGGACCCGGCCUGGGGCCUCCGGGAGCUGGGCUCAAGUCAGGAUAGCCCUCUGAGGACCGAGGCCUGUUCCUCCGGGGCGGAUGUCACAGGCACUCCUGGCUCGGGACUAUGCAUCCAGCACCCUUGUGAAUCAGGAAUGCCCUCCCAGGGUGACCUCUCUGAGGCGCAGGGGCCAGCGGGUGGGGUGACAGCUUGCUGCUCGGGUUCCAGAGAAAGCUACCAGCUCCCCUGGGCUCUCUCGGCCUGCAGUUGCUGUGGCUGGAGUGCCCUGUCCAGAGGCUGCCGCAGGUGGGAAGCUGGGGGCUGUGGAGGGGAAUCUCAGGGGAAACAGCCUCUCCCUGUACUUAGGCGAGUCCAACAGUGAGGGGCUGCGGCUCUCCUAGGGCACCAACCUCUGGGAUCUUCCAUUAGCUCCUGAGACCUGAGGAGGCUGAGAAGGAACCCCUAGCUGGUGGGUCCCGCGGGGGCAGUGGGGGCUUCUGGGGAGGCUCCUGCCUGGUAGGGACAUGGCCUCAGGGGAGCCCUGUCUGGCAUCGCCAUCGUGCACGUCAGCUCCGAGUUCUCACUGCUCCAGGAGGGUCCAGUGGUCCUGGUCCUGCAGGACCCAGCCUGGGGGCCCCCUGCCUCCCCCAAGCCCCAGCAGGAUACAGAGGACCUACAGCAAAGUUUCCUGGGGCCAGCUGUGGUUGGUGGCAAGCCCUCCAGGCCCUGCCCAUUCUCCCCUGGCAGGUGACUCCACCAGUAGCUGAGCACCUGGGGGCAGGUGAGGUGAUGUCUGGCCACUUGGGAGGGCUUCCCCCCUCAUCUCUGGAAACCGGAGCCCUUCCUGCACCCCACUCAGCUUAGCCGAUGGAUGACAAUGUCCACUGGGCCACGGCAGCUCAGGCCCUAGGGUGGGCUGAGAGCCGGGGCCCUCCCAUUGCUGCACCAGCUCUAACCCCAGGCAGGACCACCAUGAAGCCCCCACACAGCGGGUCGGUGGGGUGCCUGAGCUCCGGAGGUCUGGCUACUGAAGGUCCCACCCUACCUGAGGGGCCGCCUGUGAUCCGCCCACUGUUUCCCUCUGAGUGGGACACCCUAAGAUUCCUCCUAAUUUUGCGUUGCCACCAGCCUUUUUGUUUUCCUGGGAAGGGGUGGGGGUGGAGCAUGUGUGGUCACCGCCCUGUGGAUGUCACCAGGAAGAGGUGGCCCUUGGUGGGACGUGGACUUGGGGCCCAGAGGGACCCCGGGCAGAUGUGAGGGGCCCGACCUUCUCUAGGGGUCCUCAGGGGCUGGGCUGCCUCCAUCUGCCCUAGUCUCUGCCCUGGCAGGGCUUGGGUCUGUGCACCUGAGGUCAGUUUCUGGCCGUUUGGAAGUCACCCUCUCACAUGACCUGUGCUGCCUGGCCAGGCUCAUGGGGCAAAGUGGACAGCCAAGGCCACACCCACCACUGGCCGAGCACCACACAGUGCGCUGGGGAGAGCAGAAGAGAUAGGUGCUUGUCACCAUGCAGUGUACUGGGGAUUGCCGGUACUGCACCUGCAGGUCACAGGAGCCACAGGCCUUGACUGCGAGGCCACAGUGCCACAAGCUCAUGAACCCUCAGUCACAGACGCACCCACGGUCAAGGGACACCCCUGCCAGGGGCUCCACUCUGCAGAAGCCACUGUCAUCCUGCACUUCCAGGGGUGGCCACUAGAGGCUCCCCAAAGACAGAACUGGCCGGAGGGCUCCAGAGCUGCCAAGCACCAGCCCGGGACAGGGUGGCGCCCACAGUAAUGGAGGGACAGGGUUGGGUGUGGGGAAUGCAGCCCACCCUUCCCCGGGGCUGGGUACCACGGGGGAGGGGGAGGGGAGCAAUGCUGCCCUGAGGCUCCUGGCCCUUCCAGGGGAACUGACAACUGCUUUUCUGAGAUGGACAGACAGGAGGACAUCACACACAGCGCUCUGAGGACCUCACCUGCCCUGUGGUGGCUGCCCUCCAAACACGCAGUGACCUGGAUUCUCUCCAAACCUGGGUCUUGCUCCUGGGAGGUGGCUGGAUCGGCUUCCGUACUGGGAACAGUCUGCAGACUUUAGGACAAAGUGUCCUGCCAGCUCUCCAUGCUCGGGGUGACCACAGACCCCAGUGCUGGCUGGCCUGGGGGGUGUACCAGGCUCAGCAGUCCUCCCCAUUCGGGGUGACCACAGACCCCAGGGAGCCUGGCCCUGCUGUUCUCAGGCCCCCAAUGGCCCUGGUUUCCUCCUAACCUGCGUCCAGGUACCAGUCCCCCAAGCCAAGCCACCACCCAAUCUCCGCCUAGGUGUCUGCAGGAAAUAUCAGUGCAUUUACUUGGGAAAACACACCACACCCAGCACACAAGCGUGGGCCCUGGGGGAGGCUGGGGCUCCCAGCGAGCUGAGACCCCAGCCCAGCCCUCCUUCCUCUGCCUCAUCAGCUGGGUGCCCCCACCUGGGCUAGCUGGACCCACAGGGGGCCCAGUGAGCAAGGCUGGCAGACCCUUGCCCAGAGGCUGGUGGUGUUUGGUGCAGGUGGGGAGGCAGCGGCUGAGCCUGACCCCAGGGGUCCCGAGGCACCCAUGGCAUGGGCCCCUCCCCAGGCUCGAGGAGGUGCCAGAAGAUUCACUGUCCAUGGCCCUACUGGGCCCCACUCCCACCGCUUGUGGUCCGAUCCCGCUUGUGCACCUCAUGCCUCCAUUAAUUAAUAUUUUGAAGCUGCCAGUGCGUGCUCUUUGCAGGAGGGAGUCAUUGUCUGGGUUAACGGUAGUCUUCAACAAAAACCUGGCAUAUGGCUGCAAGAAAUUUGUUUAAGAUUUAACACAUAGUAACAUCAAAACAAACAAGCGCUGCCAUGGCAACGAGGACUAAACAAAGGCUCGCAGAUACCCCGAGCUGGCGCCACGCCGGUGGAGCCAUGGCAACCUGCCCCGAAAACAGAAAUCGGUGGACUUUUUCUCUGCAAGUCCUGUCAGAGUCAGCAGCUUUCUGCGGUACCUAAGGCCACUUCCUCGCGGUCCCCAGGCUCCUGAGGGAGGCAGAGGCUCCCACAAGUGACAGUGGGCAUCCCCCUCUCCAAAAUGCAAAACAAAAGCAAGCCAAUACCCCUCAGGCCUGCUGCCCACCACCCCUUGCUUUUCCUGGAGAUUAAAGGAAAAUCUCUAGUGUCGCCAGCCCCUCCUGGUGGCCCUGCCCCCCUCUGUCUUCCUGAGACAAGUGUGUGAGUUUAGGCCCCUUGCUCCUGCACACCUGGGAGGUCAGGACCCCGUGCCAGGAUCACAGGGAUGCCCCCGAGGGGAGUCCAGGCCGCAGGAGGAAAGGACAGUUUGGGGGUAGGAGAGAUGCGGAGGCAGUCCUGGGGGAAGCCCGGGGUCACAAGGGUCUGCGGCUGCAGGUGAAUUGGGAGGCGGGGAGGUCAGAAUCCCUCAGCCUCCCCUCAGGCCAGGGUCCCGGUCCUGGCCACCUGAGCUGCUGCCCACAGGACAAUCUGCCACACGGCUCCCACCCACGGUGCCCAGCCAGCCGACCAGGCUGCCCAGGACUGGGUCUCAGCCUCAACCCCUCCCUGGGCUCGGGCCACAGCUGUCUGCUCCCCCAGACCUUGACCCUCAUGGCCAGCCAAGGCUGGCACACCCCAAGGCUGGUCCCAGGUUCUGCACUGGGGAGGUGGCCGUGCUGGAGCAGGGGGCCAAGCUUUAGCCCCCAAGUGCCUGAGCAGCUCAAGCCCUGGCUCUGGGAACAGGCCCAGACCAGCUGGGGCUCCUCCGGCCUUCUGGGGCGCCAGCACCCCCACGAGCAGGCAGGGCUCCCAUCAUUCUCCAAAUGAGCCACAGCUGCCAAGCCCCAGUCACCACAGGGAGAGCUCUGCAUGUGUGUGCAGGUGUGUGCAGGCGUGUGUGUGCACGUGUGGCCAUGUGCACGCACACAUGUGCCAUAGUUUGAAGGCCACUUUCUGCAGAAGGAAUCAUACCUGGCACCAUACUUGGUGUGUCCGGGCAGUGCCAAGGCUGUGCGCAUCGGGCUGGCCCUGCAGGGCUGAUGGCCCCUGGAGAGGCUCUUCCCACCUCCCGCCCAGCCCUUCUAGGAGCUUCACCCACAAGCACUGUCUCCACACUGCUUUGCCCUGGGUCUGCUCCUGUGUAUCCCAGAGCACACAUUGGGCGGCACAGAGGGCACCCAGGGACUCGUCCCAGACGCGCCCACAUGCCCAGGCCUGCUGAGGAGCAGCUGCCAGGGCCCAGGAGCACGGGGCUGGGAUCCACGAAGGGGCUGGGUCCCCACCAAACAAGGACACCUGAGGGGGAGGAGGAGCACUGGGGGACACAUGGGCCCUGGUGGCCAAGGGGAGGAGCCAGCCCUGCCAAUGUCCACACAGGCUCCAGACACCAUGGCCGCUCUGCGAACCCCACCUGCCGCUGUAUGGGCUAAAUAUAGCCAACCCAGUUUCCCUCUCCUGGUCUGUGUGCCUGGGACACGUCCCUUGGCAAAGUGAAUUCUGGGCUCAGGACAAGGGCACUAUCUGUGCCAGAGGCUCUGGCCCCCGGCCUCCUGGGCACAGCGCAGGUCAGUGCCGCCUGCCCAUGGCUGUUGACCCACCAGAGCGGCCCUGGUCACCAGGACCUGCCAGCAGCUGGCUGGGGGUGUCUACACAAGCCUACACUGCAUAGCCCGCUGCUGCAGGAGGCUGCAGGUUUCCAGCAGGGAUGGCGGCCGGUCUGUCUUCCAGGCAGCAGCUGGCACGACAAGCCCUGUGGGUGAUAUGGGAGCCCCAGCAAGCCUGUGGGAGCUGCCUCUCGCCAAAGAGCCCACAAGUGGGGUCUGGACCUCUGAGUCAGGUGCCAGUCGCCUCAGCCAUAGUACCAUUGGGGGUGCGGCCCCGAGAGUCAGUCCACGAAGGAUCUGUGGCCGGGGGUGCAGCGUGUGGGGUGCAGCGUGUGGGGUGCA
Molecule: messenger RNA, 8242 nt
Organism: Cercocebus atys (sooty mangabey)
Lineage: Eukaryota; Metazoa; Chordata; Mammalia; Primates; Cercopithecidae
Source: RefSeq, a predicted model, not a curated record